AUAUACGAAUCAACAAUGAAAGAUGAACACUGUACUCGCACAAACAAAAAUUGAACAAGAACGUAGCCGAUUCAGGUUCGGAACGAAGGGCCCGGCACCCGGCAAGUAUUUAUUCGCCGGUCGUCGGGUAAAACCUUCGCGUUCGCCAUUUUGUCAGUGCCACCAACAGUGGGGUGAUUAGGCUGCAACCACCUCCCCAUAGCUAUUCAGAGCCCACAUAUGAUGGAUCCAGAGGACUGUUCAUCCCUCUUGGCACCUACUGCUGAGCAGUUGGCAGCAGUAAAAGUUUUUCCGUUGAUAAUUUCGCUCAAAAGUGAUAUUUUGAAACAAUUGGAUGCUGCAUUGAGCUGGGAUCAAUUAACGGCUUCUGAUAUCAACUUUGCUAUUGUUCGACCUAUCGUCUUCAAAUAUGCCAAGCUACAAAAUAUGGCCGUCGUAUACGCGUGUCUGGUUGUUCGGUCGUACUUCUUAAAUGAAGCCGAAGAAGAUCUGGCUUAUUCUGGUCUCAUGCAAUCUCGUGCUAUGCUCUGCGAAAUCUUGGCCAUAAAACUCCUCAAUAACUUUGCAAACAACUAUAUUCAAUUGGUCGCUGUUCUUACCACCACUUGGAACCCCCUCGCUGGGGCUCCUCCUGACGUCGUCAAUGAAGUUCGACAAGUCUUAGGUGGCGAUGACGACGAUCUUAACUCCCCGCAAAGUGCUCUAGAGAUGGCGAUAUCGACCGAGUCCAAGCACUUCCUUUCCUGCCCUGUCUCGCAGAAGGUUGUCAACGACAUCUAUUGUGGACGCGUCGUAUUCUCGACAGCUGCCCACAGAUCUGUUCUAGCCGACAACUACAAACCGCGUGCAAUUGAGGUAUACGAUUGCCGUAAGGCGCCAUUCUUGGAUCACUAUCGGCUUCGUGUCCCGCGCUAUGGAAGUAUACUAGAGUUUCUGAAUUUCGCCGUUCUCUUGUGUACCUUUAUUCUCUGUCUCACUUAUCAAGACUUGAAUGUCGUCACCGGUUGGGAGAUUGCAUUUGGUGUCUGUGCCGCUGCCUUUGUUUUAGAAGAGUACACCGCCGCGACGGAACAUGGAUGGAGUAUCUAUAUUGCCAAUACCUGGAAUGCGUUUGACUUUUCUUUCAUCCUCAUUUUCCUUAUCUACCUCGGCUUGAGGAUUCGAGGAAUUGCUCGGGGCAACCCUGACUUCUCCGAUACGGCAUUUGACGUGCUUGCAUGUGGAGCAUGUAUUCUGAUUCCCCGACUAGCAUUCUUCGCAGUCUCCAACAAUGUCGUUGUCCUAUCUCUGCGAGAAAUGAUAUCGCAAUUUGUGUUUUUCAUCGGCAUUGCUGCGAUCUGUUUCUCCGGCCUGUUGUUUACACUUUGGAGACUUGGAAACGGAACUUGGUCGGUGAAAAGAAUUGCUUGGCUCAUGGUACAGAUAUGGUUCGGUAACACGUACUUGAGCUUUGGGCAGGCUGAGAGCUUCCAUCCGUUGUUCGGACCCAUCCUCAUGACAAGCUUUGCGGCACUGUCGAACACACUUCUGCUGACAAUUCUCAUCUCGAUCUUGUCCAAUACUGUGGCAAGAAUUGAUGCGAAUGCCACCCAAGAGUACCUGUUUCAAUACGCGAUAUCUACUAUCGAAGGUGUCCAAUCCGAUGCGCUCUUCUCUUAUCAGCCUCCUUUCAAUAUCCUCGCCUUCGUCAUCCUCAAACCGGCCAGCUGGAUCCUCACCCCCCGCGCUCUUCAUACCACCAACGUCUUCCUUACCAGAGUCACCAGUUUUCCCAUCCUCGUCGUCAUAGGCGUCUACGAGCGCUACUUCGCCUCUGGACAACGCUUUCGCGAAUCGGGAAAAGGUGCCGCGCAAACUCUAUUCAACAGUCUUCCCCGGCAUAUCAAGAGUAUGCCUCUUGUCGAAGCUAUCGUCGGGUCCACGUCUAAUGACCUGUACGAAGCUAUCUUCGAGGUUGACGCGGAACGCGAUUUGCAUUUGUUUGAUGAUGAGGAGGAGGAGGAGCUCCCUCGCCUGCGAUCGGUGCACUCCCAGGAGGAUUUACCUCCGGAUGCUGAAAGUAGGAAGAGGCGCCCGUCGAGUGUCAGGCGGCCACCAAGCACGACAUCCGGUCCGAAGGGUCUAUCACCUCAAAAUUCGCCCAGGACACCCAGGGCCAGGAAUCUCGACCUCCUCUCCGCUGAAGUGCAGCCCUCUCUGGGUUCAUUGAAUCCGUUGCAACGACUGUUCGGUCGACCAUCUGAUAGUCCUCAAGUGGAAGCAACGGUGAAGAAGGUGGAAGCCUUAGUGGAUGACCUACGCAACCUGCCUGUUCAUAAGUUGAAAGAUGAGAUGAAGGAACUACAGGAACGCCAAGCGAGGAUUGAGAGCUUACUACUGAUGCUCACGAGAGGCAUGAGAAACGAAACACCGGGCUCGGUGUCAUGAACUUGACGAGGAAGAUAUCUGGACC
Molecule: messenger RNA, 2452 nt
Organism: Desarmillaria tabescens
Lineage: Eukaryota; Fungi; Basidiomycota; Agaricomycetes; Agaricales; Physalacriaceae
Product: receptor-activated Ca2+-permeable cation channel
Exons: 16
Coding region: 220-2427 (735 amino acids)
Source: RefSeq, a predicted model, not a curated record